Vombatus ursinus (common wombat) is the source of this 7960-nucleotide messenger RNA. RefSeq names its product myosin X (gene MYO10). The coding region runs from base 370 to 6531 and encodes 2053 amino acids. Gene Ontology annotation, cellular component: myosin complex; cytoskeleton. Gene Ontology annotation, molecular function: ATP binding; protein binding; cytoskeletal motor activity. Lineage: Eukaryota; Metazoa; Chordata; Mammalia; Diprotodontia; Vombatidae. The transcript has 41 exons. The record is from RefSeq and is a predicted model, not a curated record.
GGGAGCCGGAGGCUCUCAGCUCCCCCCUCGUCCUUGGAGAAGAAUGUGCCACCAGCUGCUCUCCCUCUGCGAGCACUUUACUCAGAACUGAGGAAAUUCGAGAAAGAGACAAAGGCUCCCGUUGGACCGAGCGAGUUUAAGACACUUGGAUAAAACAAUCGGGGAAAAAAAAGCAGCCACCCACCCCCGAAAGGUGAGAAAGAAGGGAAGGGAAGGGAAGAAGGGCAGGAAGAGAUGGCAGCGUGCAAGCCGCCCGAGCCCUGAAGAGCCCCGAAGAGCCCGUCCGCAGCGCCCGGGGAGCUUGACACACAUGCUUGACCCAGACCUUUCCCUCUGCUGACUUCCGCGGUUGGGCUGUCCGGUUAAACAAUGGAUAACUUCUUGAGUGAGGGAACCCGAGUCUGGUUGCGAGAAAAUGGCCGGCACUUUCCAAGCACUGUAAAUUCCUGUGCAGAGGGAGUUGUUGUCUUCAGGACAGAUUAUGGGCAGGUAUUCACCUACAAACAGAAUACGAUUACACAGCAAAAGGUGACAGCUAUGCAUCCAUCAAAUGAAGAAGGGGUGGAAAACAUGGCUACACUGAUAGACCUCCAUGAGGGUUCCAUAUUGCACAAUUUAUUCCAGCGAUAUCAGAAAACUCAAAUAUAUACCUAUAUUGGUUCCAUUAUUGCUUCGGUGAAUCCUUACAAGACCAUUCCUGGCCUGUAUGACCAGUCCACAAUGGAGCACUACAGCAGACACCACAUGGGGGAGAUUUCACCUCACAUCUUUGCAGUUGCUAAUGAAUGUUACCGCUGUCUAUGGAAACGUCAUGACAACCAGUGUGUUCUCAUCAGUGGUGAAAGUGGGGCAGGUAAAACAGAGAGCACUAAGCUGAUCCUCAAGUUCCUGUCUGCCAUAAGCCAACACUCUUUGGAAUUAUCAAUAAAAGAAAAGACAACCUGUGUGGAACAAGCUAUUCUUGAAAGCAGCCCAAUUAUGGAAGCUUUUGGUAAUGCAAAGACUGUUUACAACAACAACUCCAGUCGUUUUGGGAAGUUUAUUCAGCUGAACAUCUGUGAGAAGGGAAAUAUUCAAGGAGGAAGAAUUGUAGAUUAUUUAUUAGAAAAAAACCGAGUGGUAAGACAGAAUCCAGGGGAAAGGAAUUAUCAUAUAUUCUAUGCACUGCUGGCUGGACUCGAGAAUGAAGAGAAAGAGGAGUUUUAUUUAUCUGUGCCAGAAAAUUACCACUACUUGAAUCAGUCUGGGUGUGUAACAGAUGCGACAAUCAAUGAUAAAGAAUCCUUCAAGGAUGUCAUUACUGCAAUGGAAGUGAUGCAAUUCAGCAAAGAAGAAGUUCGGGAAGUUCUUAGACUACUUGCUGGUAUUUUACAUCUUGGAAACAUAGAAUUCAUCACUGCUGGUGGAGCACAAGUUUCUUUCAAAACAGCUCUUGGCAGAUCUGCAGAGUUACUUGGGUUGGACUCAACACAGCUAACUGAUGCCUUGACACAGAGAUCAAUGAUACUCAGGGGAGAAGAGAUCUUAACACCUCUCAACAUACAACAAGCAGCAGAUAGCAGAGAUUCUAUGGCGAUGGCACUUUAUUCCCAGUGUUUUGCCUGGAUUAUUAAGAAAAUUAACAGUAGAAUCAAAGGCAAAGAUGACUUCAAGUCAAUUGGAAUUCUGGACAUAUUUGGAUUUGAAAACUUUGAGGUUAACCAUUUUGAGCAGUUCAGUAUAAACUAUGCAAAUGAAAAGCUUCAGGAGUAUUUCAAUAAGCACAUUUUUUCUUUGGAACAACUGGAAUAUAGCAGAGAAGGACUAGUGUGGGAAGAUAUUGACUGGAUAGACAAUGGAGAAUGUCUGGAUCUUAUUGAAAAGAAACUUGGACUACUUGCCCUUAUUAAUGAAGAAAGUCAUUUUCCUCAGGCCACAGAUACUACCUUACUGGAGAAAUUACACGCUCAGCAUGCUCAUAACCACUUUUAUGUGAAGCCAAGAGUUGCUGUUAAUAAUUUUGGAGUAAAACACUAUGCUGGAGAGGUGCAAUAUGACGUUAGGGGAAUCUUGGAGAAGAACAGGGAUACAUUCCGAGAUGAUCUUCUCAACUUGCUAAGGGAAAGCCGACUUGAUUUCAUCUAUGAUCUAUUUGAACAUGUUUCAAGCCGAAAUAACCAGGAAACCCUGAAAUGUGGAAGUAAACACAAGAGGCCCACUGUCAGCUCACAGUUCAAGGACUCUCUGCAUUCCUUAAUGGCCACAUUGAGCACGUCUAAUCCUUUCUUUGUUCGAUGUAUCAAGCCAAACAUGCAGAAGAUGCCGGAUCAGUUUGAUCAAGCGCUAGUGCUUAACCAACUGAAAUAUUCUGGGAUGCUGGAGACUGUGAGAAUAAGAAAAGCUGGGUUUCCUGUCCGAAGACCUUUUCAGGAUUUUUGUAAAAGGUAUAAAGUACUGUUGAGAAAUCUGACUCUUCCUGAAGAUGUCAAAGGAAAAUGCACCGUCCUGCUUCACCACUAUGAUGACACUGACAGUGAGUGGCAGCUUGGAAAGACUAAGGUUUUCCUUCGGGAGUCCUUAGAACAGAAGCUGGAGAAACAGCGGGAAAAGGAGGUCUUCCGGGCUGCCAUGGUGAUCCGUGCUCACAUCCUUGGCUAUCUGGCGCGGAAGCAGUACAGAAAAGUCCUUUAUCAUGUAGUUAUCAUACAAAAGAACUACAGAGCCUUCCUCAUGAGGAGAAGAUUCUUGGGUCUGAAGAAAGCAGCUGUAGUGUUCCAGAAACAGCGGAGGGGCCAAAUUGCUCGACGAGUUUACAAACAAAUGCUAGAAGAGAAACGGAAUCGGGAAGAGAAGAGGAGAAAGGAGGAGCAAGAAAGGGAAAGAGAAAAGAAGAGACAAGAAGCUGAGCUUCUUGCCCAGAAGGCUGAAGAGGCAAGGAGACUGAAAGAGCUUGAAGCCCUUCAGAAGGAAGAGCAGCUGAAACAGGAGAUGGAAAAGCAGAAAGAAAACAAACAAGUGGAAGAGAUCUUACGCCUGGAGAAGGAGAUAGAGGAUCUGCAGCGGGUGAAGGAGCAGCAGGAGCUGUCCUUGACAGAGGCUUCCUUGCAAAGACUGCAGGAGCUCCGGGACCAGGAGCUCAGGAGGCUUGAAGAUGAAGCCUGCCGAGCAGCCCAGGAGUUCCUGGAAUCCCUUAACUUCGAUGAGAUCGAUGAAUGUGUCAGAAAUAUCGAGAGGUCCCUCUCUGUGGGCAGUGGCUUUUCUGCAGAGCUCAGUGAACUGGUUAAUGACGCCUGUGGGGAAAAGCCCAAUUUCAACUUCAGUCAGCCUUACCCCGAGGAGGAGGUAGAUGAAGGUUUUGAGGCUGAUGAUGAUGCAUUUAAGGAUUCGCCAAACCCAAGUGAGCAUGGCCAUUCCGAUCAGAGAACGAGCGGCAUUCGGACAAGCGAUGACUCCUCAGAGGAGGAUCCCUACAUGAAUGACACAGUGGUGCCUACAAGCCCUAGCGCUGACAGUACUGUGCUUUUGACGCCCUCUGUCAAUGACUCCGUCAGCCUACACAACUCAUCGAGUGGGGAGUCUACCUACUGCAUGCCCCAGAAUUCUGGAGACCUUAUUUCCCCAGAUGGUGACUAUGACUAUGACCAGGAUGAUUAUGAAGAUGGGGCUAUCACGUCAGGCAGCAGUGUGACUUUCUCCAACUCUCAAAGUAGCCAGUGGUCCCCUGACUAUCGCUGUUCAGUGGGGACAUACAACAGCUCAGGAGCCUACCGCUUUAGUUCUGAGGGAGCACAGUCCUCCUUUGAAGACAGUGAAGAAGACUUUGAUUCUAGAUUUGAUACAGAUGAUGAACUCUCUUACCGAAGAGACUCAGUCUAUAGCUGUGUCAGCCUGCCGUACUUCCACAGCUUUCUGUACAUGAAAGGUGGCUUAAUGAACUCAUGGAAACGGCGCUGGUGUGUCCUCAAGGACGAGACCUUUUUGUGGUUCCGUUCUAAGCAGGAGGCCCUUAAACAAGGCUGGCUGCACAAAAAAGGUGGUGGGUCAUCCACGCUCUCCAGGAGGAAUUGGAAGAAGCGAUGGUUUGUUCUCCGGCAGGCUAAACUGAUGUACUUUGAAAAUGACAGCGAGGAGAAGUUAAAGGGCACAAUUGAAGUCCGGACGGCCAAAGAGAUCAUAGAUAACACCAGCAAAGAGAAUGGAAUAGACAUUAUUAUGGCCGACAGAGUAUUCCAUCUGAUUGCUGAAUCCCCAGAAGAUGCCAGUCACUGGUUCAGUGUGCUGAGUCAAGUCCAUGCAUCCACAGACCAGGAGAUUCGGGAAAUGCAUGAUGAGCAAGCAAAUCCACAAAAUGCAGUGGGCACUUUGGACGUGGGAUUAAUUGAUUCUGUGUGUGCUUCUGACAACCCAGAUAGGCCUAAUUCAUUUGUGAUCAUCACUGCUAAUCGAGUCCUUCACUGCAAUGCUGACACACCCGAGGAGAUGCACCACUGGAUAACGCUGCUGCAGAGGUCAAAAGGAGAUACCCGGGUCGAGGGGCAAGAAUUUAUCGUGAGAGGAUGGUUACACAAGGAGGUGAAAAACAGCCCCAAGGUAUCUUCUCUCAAGCUAAAGAAGCGUUGGUUUGUUCUAACACACAACUCCUUGGAUUAUUACAAAAGCUCAGAGAAAAAUGCUCUGAAACUGGGCACCCUCGUCCUGAAUAGCCUCUGUUCUGUUGUCCCACCUGAUGAAAAAAUAUUCAAAGAAACAGGGUACUGGAAUGUCACUGUAUAUGGACGAAAGCAUUGUUACCGACUCUACACUAAAUUGCUCAACGAGGCCACCCGGUGGUCAAGUGCCAUACAGAAUGUGACGGAGACCAAAGCUCCGAUUGACACUCCUACCCAGCAGCUGAUCCAGGAUAUCAAGGAGAACUGCCUGAAUUCUGAUGUGGUAGAGCAAAUUUACAAGAGAAACCCCAUUCUGCGCUACACCCAUCACCCAUUGCACUCACCACUUCUGCCCUUGCCUUAUGGAGACAUAAAUCUAAACUUGCUAAAAGACAAAGGCUAUACAACUCUUCAGGAUGAAGCUAUCAAGAUAUUCAAUUCUCUCCAGCAACUUGAAUCCAUGUCAGAUCCUAUCCCUAUUAUUCAAGGCAUCCUUCAGACUGGACAUGACCUUCGACCUCUCCGAGAUGAGCUUUAUUGCCAACUUAUCAAACAGACCAACAAAGUGCCCCACCCAGGCAGUGUUGGGAAUCUGUACAGCUGGCAGAUUCUGACUUGCCUGAGCUGUACCUUCCUGCCCAGUCGUGGUAUUCUUAAGUAUCUCAAGUUCCAUCUGAAAAGGAUACGAGAGCAGUUUCCAGGAACAGAAAUGGAAAAGUAUGCUGCCUUCGUUUAUGAAUCUCUUAAGAAAACCAAAUGCAGAGAGUUUGUGCCUUCCCGGGAUGAAAUAGAAGCCCUGAUUAAUAGGCAGGAAAUGACAUCUACUGUUUAUUGCCAUGGUGGAGGGUCCUGCAAGAUCACCAUCAACUCUCACACUACAGCUGGAGAGGUUGUUGAAAAAUUAAUUAGAGGUUUGGCCAUGGAGGAUAGCAGAAACAUGUUUGCCCUAUUUGAGUACAAUGGGACUGCUGAUAAAGCAAUUGAAAGCAGAACUAUAGUGGCUGAUGUCUUAGCCAAGUUUGAAAAGCUCACCGCCACAUCAGAGGUCGGCGACCUGCCCUGGAAGUUCUACUUCAAACUUUAUUGCUUCUUAGACACAGAUAAUGUCCCAAAAGACAGUGUGGAAUUUGCAUUUAUGUUUGAACAGGCUCAUGAAGCAGUUAUCCGAGGUCAUUAUCCAGCUCCUGAAGAAAACCUUCAAGUUCUUGCUGCCCUGAGGCUUCAGUACCUUCAGGGAGAUUAUACAAUGCAUACAGCUGUCCCAGCCUUAGAGGAAGUCUAUCCUUUACAGAGACUGAAGUCUCGCAUUACACAGUCAACUAAAACCUUCUCACCUUUGGAGAGGAUAGAGAAGAGGCGCACUAGCUUUUUAGAAGGAACUCUAAGAAGAAGCUUCCGGACGGGGUCUGUCAACCGACAAAAGAUUGAAGAAGAACAGAUGUUGGAUAUGUGGAUUAAAGAAGAAGUCUCAUCUGCUCGAGCCAGUGUCAUUGAUAAAUGGAAAAAAUUACAGGGAAUGAAUCAGGAACAGGCCAUGGCCAAAUACAUGGCCUUGAUUAAAGAGUGGCCAGGAUAUGGGUCUACACUCUUUGAUGUAGAGUGCAAAGAAGGUGGCUUUCCACAAGAGCUCUGGUUGGGAGUCAGUGCUGAAGCAGUGUCUGUAUACAAGCGUGGAGAGGGCAGGCCUCUCGAGGUAUUCCAGUAUGAACAUAUCCUAUCCUUCGGGGCACCACUGGCAAAUACAUACAAGAUCGUGGUUGAUGAGAGGGAACUGCUUUUCGAAACCAGUGAGGUGGUGGAUGUGGCCAAAUUGAUGAAAGCUUACAUCAGCAUGAUUGUGAAGAAGCGCUACAGUAGCUCCCGGUCUGCGAGCAGUCACGGCAGUCAAGGGAGCUCCCGAUGAAGAACGGGGCCAACCGCCAGGACUUUCAUAUCUGAACGUAUCGCCUUCUGGCCUGGAAGAGCUCUGACCUGCUGAUUGAUUCAAGCCAUCAGCAAAGCUACACAGGACAUUGUAGAAGACCUUUGCAGGGGAAAGGUUUCUCCACAAGUCCUUACCAAUGCCAACUUUAAAAAUCAUGUAUUAAACUGUCAGCUUCACAGUCUGCAAAAUUUCCAAAGCUUUAUUACUUUUAGAUGAUACAUGCCUUAAAUAUAUGUGUAUACGUGUGUGCGCGCGCGCGCGUGUGUGUGUGUGUGUGUGUGCUGCCAUUGAGGUGGCGAAAAGUGCCUUCAUCUUGUAAACCAACACUAAUUGACCUUAACUGUGCUCCUGAUGAGAGAGUCUUUCUUUCCAUUCAGAAGAGUUAAGAAAACAUGGAAGAGGGGAAGUUAAUCCAUCUAUUAUGCACUAACCUCCCAGCCAGACUUCCUUUGCUAGUGGUACAGUGAGGAAUCUGAGGGAUGAGGGAGAGGGAGGGGGAGGGGAACCAGAACCGUCUAUUCUGCUUGGAGUGCUGCUGGCAGCCUUCUUCACAGACAUUUAACUUUGGUUUAUUCUUCUAAGUAGAUGUGCUUGCAAAUGCAUGCGUGUUAUAUAAACUCUAAUUUUAUUUCAUUUCUCAUGAGCAUUAAAAGCAAAGGGAAUAAUGAUGUGCAAUGGUGUAAACAGUCCUUCUGUACAUUUUAAUAGUUCAGAGUUAUAGGUGUUCCAAUUUUAUGGUUACUUUAUAAGGCAGUUUUAUUAAUAAGUCGGAAUCCCAGAUUUUCCUGUCUUUACUGUAUUUCUCAACCACAUUUUGACAGUUUUAUUUUACAUGUAGCAAGUCUGCAUUCUGUAUCUGCUGUAUUAUAUACAGAUAGGUAGCUGAUAAGAUCGUUGUAUUUAUACAUUACCCUCAUACAGAAAUGCUGUUUUCAAUACCAUAUGCCAUACAUGUGGGAUCUUUAGUUUAUAAAGUUUUAAGUAUUAAAUGUUACUCUAAAGGAUACUAUCUUUUAAAACUGUGGCCAGAGAUUACAAAAGAACCCUGUUGGGAUUGGGGAAAAGAUCAAACUCUUGUAAAAUGGAAGAGAUCUUUUAAAGGAGCAUGAAAUUACAUUGUGUUGUUUUAAUUUUUUAAAAUAUAUUAUCCCAAGUUCUUAAUAGUGGUCUUGACAAACACCUGUAAAUAAAUCCGCAAUUAUAACCAGAAAAAAGAUCUGGUUUGGGACGUUUAUUUUUAUAUGGAAAAGUUGUAAUAUAAGGCAAACUUGCAUCAACAGCGAUGAAUCUGUGCAUUAAGAGAAUAAAUGAAAGCCAUUUUGGGCCUUUGCGACAAACCACAGCCUUUAAGAAAUAUUGCAUAUUUGCUCAAAGGAAGUCUGACAAUAAAAGAUCCUAGUUAACCUAU